Molecule: messenger RNA, 6746 nt
Organism: Anguilla rostrata (American eel)
Lineage: Eukaryota; Metazoa; Chordata; Actinopteri; Anguilliformes; Anguillidae
Gene: dnm1a
Product: dynamin 1a
Exons: 24
Coding region: 258-2843 (861 amino acids)
Biological process (GO): receptor internalization; synaptic vesicle endocytosis
Cellular component (GO): membrane; cytoplasm; microtubule
Molecular function (GO): GTPase activity; microtubule binding; GTP binding
Source: RefSeq, a predicted model, not a curated record
CCUCUCGUCAGCCUGCUAGACAGCAUAGCGGUCGAAGAGGGGGAGGUGUAACGCAGCAUUCUGUGGAGCGGGGAAACCGACGGACGAGAAUCAAUGAAGGUGCAUGAAAAAAUAAAAUAGACGGCGGUGGCUCAAGACAUCACAACACCCAAAUAGCGGUUACGAGGGUGAAAAGCGUUGAUAGAGACCUGUUUAAGGGGUGAACGCUCACUCAUUCAGCUGUACAUUCAGAAAGGGCACACCGUUCCUUUGCAAAGAUGGGUAACCGAGGUAUGGAGGAUCUUAUUCCUCUAGUGAACCGAAUGCAGGAUGCCUUCUCCGCUAUCGGACAAAAUGCCAACCUGGACCUCCCUCAGAUCGCUGUGGUCGGUGGCCAGAGUGCCGGAAAGAGCUCGGUGCUGGAGAACUUCGUGGGGAAGGACUUCCUGCCUCGUGGCUCUGGCAUCGUCACCCGCCGCCCCCUGGUCCUUCAGCUGAUCCACUGCCCCACAGAGUAUGCUGAGUUCCUGCACUGUAAGGGGAAGAAGUUCACGGACUUCGACGAGGUGCGGCAGGAGAUCGAGGCGGAGACGGACCGGGUCACCGGGCAGAACAAGGGCAUCUCCCCGGUGCCAAUCAACCUGCGGGUCUACUCUCCGAACGUCUUGAACCUGACUCUUGUGGACUUGCCGGGGAUGACCAAAGUGCCAGUGGGGGACCAACCCGCCGAUAUCGAGCACCAGAUCAGGGAGAUGCUGAUGCAGUUUGUGACCAAGGAGAACUGCCUGCUGCUGGCCGUGUCUCCCGCCAACUCAGAUCUCGCCAACUCCGAUGCCCUCAAGAUCGCCAAAGAAGUGGACCAGCAAGGUCAGCGUACUAUCGGUGUGAUCACUAAGCUGGACCUGAUGGACGAGGGGACAGACGCUCGGGAAAUCCUGGAGAACAAGCUGCUGCCGCUGCGCAGAGGGUACAUCGGGGUGGUGAACCGGAGUCAGAAGGACAUUGAUGGGAAGAAGGACAUCGGUGCCGCCAUCGCGGCCGAGAGGAAGUUCUUCCUGUCCCACCCGAGCUACAGGCACCUGGCCGAUCGCAUGGGCACGCCCUACCUACAGAAAGUGCUUAACCAGCAACUGACCAAUCACAUCCGUGACACACUGCCAGGGCUCCGUGCCAAGCUGCAGAGCCAGCUGCUGUCCAUUGAGAAGGAGGUGGAGGAGUACAAGCACUUCCGCCCCGACGACCCGUCCCGCAAGACCAAGGCCCUGCUGCAGAUGGUGCAGCAGUUUUCGGUGGAUUUUGAGAAGCGCAUCGAGGGGUCGGGGGACCAGAUCGACACCUACGAGCUGUCGGGCGGGGCCAGGAUCAACCGUAUCUUCCACGAGCGCUUCCCCUUCGAGCUGGUCAAGAUGGAGUUUAAUGAGAAGGAGCUUCGCAAGGAGAUCAGCUACGCCAUCAAGAACAUUCAUGGAAUCAGAACUGGCCUCUUCACCCCGGACAUGGCUUUUGAGACCAUUGUGAAAAGGCAGAUCGAGAAGAUCAAAGAGCCGUGCCAGAAAUGUGUGGACAUGGUCAUUUCUGAGCUAGUCAAUACCGUUAGGCAGUGUACCAAGAAGCUGGCCCAGUACCCAAUGCUGAGAGAGGAGAUGGAGAGGAUUGUGACGCAACACAUCAGAGACCGCGAGAGUCGCACCAAGGACCAGGUGAUGCUGCUGAUUGACAUCGAGCUGGCCUACAUGAACACCAAUCAUGAGGACUUCAUCGGGUUUGCCAAUGCUCAGCAGAGGAGCAGCCAGAUGAGUAAGAAGAAGGCCGCCGGGAAUCAGGAUGAGAUAAUGCAGGAUCGAGGAUCGGUUAAUUUGAGAUUCGCAGAGGUCAUCCGGAAGGGCUGGCUGACCAUCAACAACAUCGGCAUCAUGAAGGGCGGAGCCAAGGAGUACUGGUUUGUCCUGACGGCUGAAUCCCUGUCCUGGUACAAGGACGACGAGGAGAAGGAGAAGAAGUACAUGCUGCAAGUCGAUAAUCUGAAACUGAGGGAUGUGGAGAAAGGCUUCAUGUCCAGCAAGCACAUCUUCGCCCUGUUCAACACCGAGCAGAGGAACGUGUACAAGGACUACCGCCAGCUGGAGCUGGCCUGCGAGUCGCAGGAGGAGGUGGACGGCUGGAAGGCCUCCUUCAUGCGUGCCGGCGUUUACCCAGAGCGCAUCACGGAAAAAGAGAAGCAGAGCGACACCGGAGAGGAGAACGGCUCCGAUGGCUUCAUGCACUCCAUGGACCCCCAGCUGGAGCGGCAGGUGGAGACCAUCCGCAACCUGGUGGACUCCUACAUGGCCAUCGUCAACAAGACUGUGCGCGACCUCAUGCCCAAGACCAUCAUGCACCUGAUGAUCAACAACACGAAGGAAUUCAUAAACGCGGAGCUGCUGGCGAACCUGUACUCGUGCGGGGACCAGAACUCGCUGAUGGAGGAGUCGGCGGAGCAGGCGCAGCACCGGGAGGAGAUGCUCCGCAUGUACCACGCCCUGCGCGAGGCACUCAGCAUCAUCGGCGACAUCAGCACCACCACCGUCUCCACCACGCUGCCGCCGCCCGUCGACGACUCCUGGCUGCAGGUGGCCGGCGGCCCGUCCGGACGCAGGUCCCCGGCCACCAGCCCCACCCCGCAGCGCAGGGCCCCCCCUCCGGGACCUCCCUCCCGGCCUGGAUCCCGAGGCUCCGCCCCUGGACUCCCCCCUGCCGGGGGCCCGCCCGUGCCCUCCCGCCCCGGGGCGUCCCCGGACCCGUUCGGAGGGCCGCCCCCCCAGGUCCCCUCCCGGCCGAACCGCGCCCCCCCCGGCGUGCCCAAAAUUACAAUCAGUGACCAAUGAGGACUAACGCUACUGCCGGAGGGCACCAGCCUCACCAACCCGACCCGGCAGGCCCACUGACUCCUCCCUCCUUGACCUUUAACCCCGGGCUGGCCUCACCCACCUCCCUCACCCUGUGACUGGCUCUGAUCAUGGAUACAGUCCUCCUGCGCCCCCACUCCACGCCCACCCAACACCCCCCACUCCCACCUCCACCCUACACCCCCAACUCCUCCCACGCCCACCCUACACCUCCCACUCCCACCCCCACCCCAUACCCCCCCCCACACACACACAUACCUACCCCUCCAUCUUCCUCUCCCACCCUCUCUUCCUCUCCCACUAACUGCUACACUGUUCCUGAUGAAAACGUACAGUUUACACACUCGUACAAACACACGCACACACACACAAUCGGACACCUAAUGCCACGUAUCUACAUGCAGAUGUGUUUGCAUAUAAACACAGGCAGCAUAUACAUUAUGAAUAUGGAGAUACACACAGUAUAGAGAUUAUAGCAAGGGAACCAGGCUGAUUAAGCAGUAAUAAUGACGUCAGCAGCUUGCUUUCCCAUAGGCCAGUGUAUUGUAGCAUUGCACAAACCAGCCUCUUCUCUGCUCAUCUUAGUCUUUGUUCGGUUAUGGGUUAUUAAUAUUCUGUCCUGUAAAGGGGCUUAAGACACUCAGUGUGCAGAAAUAUUCAAUAUCAAGAUGUCCUCCUGUGACUCACAUGACCCGGUAGCCAUGGUAACCACCGUAAAACACACUGUAGUGGGCGUGAGUUCACAGCCUGUUUGUGCUAUUGCACAGGGAGAGGUGCACCAUCGCUGCAGGUAUCAGGUGCCUGUCCAUGCACCCCCUACCCCAUGCCCCCCCCCAGCCCCCCCCCAUCCCCACAGGUGCUGUCUCUGAUCGGACUGGGGACUGGGGCUCAGAUGGAUAACCCCGCCCCUCAAACCUGUAUUUGCCCUUCCACAGUCCCACCAGCUUCAUUACUAUGUGUACACUGUUUAUCCUAUGGGGAUCCAAACCACCGUUAGCCCCACCCUCCCCCGCCUCCACCGCGCCUCCACCCCCCAAACUGGAUCUACAUUAUUUUGGGAAGCUAUUUAGGGAAAUGGUGAAUAAACACACAUACAUUAACAUUGACUCACACAUGCAGGCACACACACACACACACACACGCACAUGCACACGCACAUGCACAGGCACAUGCACACACACAUGCACACACACACACACACACUCGGGCUCCUGAUACGCUCAUAUCCAGCCUCUGGAUUGGUGGGAGCGAGAGUGAAAGAGAGGAGGACAAGAGGAAAGAAAGAAAGAAGGGAGAUGGGGAAGGGUCCGGGGUAGAUGAAGAAAGGAAUGUCAUGCUUCUCUGCUUUCUGUAAUUCAUGCUUUUUCUUUCUCGGCUCCCCCCAUCCCUCCAUAUGGAAUGCCAGGUUUGCUUUCCCUGUUCACCCCCCAUGCAUUCCAGCUGCCUAACCCUAACCCCCCCCCCCCCCCCAGCAUCUCCCCAGCUCAGCAGUUUUCCGGAGAUGCGUUAUCAGUGGCGGUGGUGAUGCGUUGCCCGUGGCGACGGUGAUGCGUUACCCGUGGCGACGGUGGCGUUUGGGACGGUCGAUAACUGCAUCUCUCAGGCGCUCCGCCGUUGUCUUGAUUUGCUUUAUUUUCGUUUGGAUCAGUUCUGUCCUCCAGAGUCAUGGGCCAGACCAGCAAGCCUGCAGACGCACACGGUCAACAGUCAGCGCACGCCACACCGCAGACGUGUAAUCACAAACACACACGUACGGAUCUGUGAAUGUCUCGUCACGACCUGUUCACAGAAUCAAAGCAAUAAAUUCAAACACGGACACAAAAGGGCUUUCUUACUGUGUGGCCCUGCUUUGGGGGGACCCUAAAUCCGCCAACCUGCCUGUUUCUCGGGUGACGUUUGAGGUGGUGGCGGUCGACGGCCCUGUUGACUUCGAAGGAAGGGCCCCCUGCUUUCUCACCUGUGGAUGCCAUCUACCUGCUUUGUCUUAUUUUAUCAUUUUCACUUCUUUUUCUUCUUUUCCCCCCUUUUUCUUUUCUUUUCUCAGCCGGCCGAGCAAGGGCAGCCCGUCCCGCCCGGAGAGCCCCCUUCCACCGUUCGACUCAUAACCGCCCCCCCCCCCAUCCAAACCUCCCCCCUCCUCCCCCUCUCUAUCAAGCUCCCUCCAUCUUUCCUGCCCUUCAUCCAUGAAAACUGAGUCCCAUCAUGCACUGAGAGAGAGAAGAACAGACGGGCGGCCCUCAGGGGGGAAAAGAACAUAAAGAAAAAAAAGAAGAAACAGCCCUUCAGAAAGCCUUCCCUCAUCCGGGCGACGGGCACAGAGAGAACGGCGUCGCCGCAGUGGGUUCCAAGUCCCCGGGGAAGGGGGGGGGGGGGUGGAUGAGGUGCCCCCGUUUGGUGUCUGCCUGCCCCUGUCCCACCUCUGAGCCCCCCCGUCCCACCCCAAACCCGUCGCUCUUAGUCAGGAUGCCACAAAAGAAAAGACACGGUGUGCUGUUUCCUUCUUGCAUUUGCGCUCAUUAAAUAUCCUGAGCUAAACUGUGUUGUUUAAUUGUAGACUGUGCAGUGGAUCAUGAAACCCUGCCACUCCCCCUGUAACUCUGACCAUUUGCUUCUGCUGGAAUUGUCGAUUCCCCUGCUGGAACUCUACCCCAGACUACCCCUAAUAACCAGUUGUGCCCGCACCCCCGAGUCGCCCCAUUUUUCCCCAGUGAAACAGUAUCUUUGAGAGGCAGGCUCUGUACAGGAAGUGUAACCUGAGAGGCGGGGUCUGUGCAGGAAGUGUAACCUGAGAGGCGGGGUCUGUGCAGGAAGUGUAACCUGAGAGGCGGGGCCUGUACAGGAAAUGUAAUUUGAGGGGCGGGGCUUGUACAGGAAGUGUAAUAUCUUAUCUGGGGGGCUCUGGUGACGGGACAUGCAUGCACUGUACACGCAACGGGGGGGGGGGGCGGGGAUAGUACAGUCUCAGUCUCGCAUGAGUACAUCCUUUAGACUGAACUUUACUGGGGACAUUUUUCGUUUUCAUUUUUAAUAAUUGUUCUAUGUUCUCAUUUGAAUUUGGGGAUGACUGACAUUAUCAGGUCAAAAAAAAUCAGUGCUUGUCUAUGCAGAAAAAGCUAUAAUCCUUAGUUUCACUCUCUUGUCAUCCCUUCUUCUGUGGAUAUUCCCGAUGAUGUGAGUUAAAUCUCUGUCCACAUGUGGACGCUCUUGUCUUUGUGGUUGUUGUUCGAUGACCUGUUUGUUGUAGUUAACGUCAGGCAUGGUGAUUUUCCGACAGUAAACUAUCGUAAGCUAAACACCUUGUUUCUGUAACAUUCUCACCUGUGCUCAAAUACAUGCAUACAUAUACACACACACACACACACACCACUAAAAGAACCACCACCAACCUGGUUUUAGCAACAAUAUUUACAAAAUGUAUGUAUAAUUAUGAUUUAAGAGUAAAUAGAUUAUCACGGACAUAUCCUAAAUGUGAUGUAAUAUCCUUGUGGUGCAUAUAUGGAAAUUGUGCUUCCACGGUUUAGAGUUUAGCUAACAUGCAAGAUAAAUGAAUAUUAAAUUAUUACAAAAAAAGUGAUUGAAUAAAUGUAAAAAAAAAAAAAAAAUUCAAUGUAUCAUAAAAAAUAAAAAAAUGCAGCUGGAUAAAUUAUCAUCGUAUAUAAAUGACACGGGAUUUAUUUUCGGUCGAUGUAUUAUAAAUGUCAGAUGACUGUUAUGAGAGUAGGAAGUAGAGGCGGGAAGGCUCCGCCUCCUUAGGCGGGCAGAGUGAAUGUGACUACUUCCGCCUGCUGUGAUGCGUUUCCUGUACAUUUCUGCUGUUGGUUGAAUGCGUGUGUUGAACAGGACUGUGCUGUUGUCCAGAGAUAUAAAGUCAGUGUACCAACA